This is a messenger RNA of Monodelphis domestica (gray short-tailed opossum), 3661 nucleotides long. RefSeq names its product T-cell-interacting, activating receptor on myeloid cells protein 1-like. Gene Ontology annotation, cellular component: plasma membrane. Lineage: Eukaryota; Metazoa; Chordata; Mammalia; Didelphimorphia; Didelphidae. The record is from RefSeq and is a predicted model, not a curated record. Gene Ontology annotation, biological process: immune response-regulating signaling pathway.
GCCUAAAGGCAGCUCCACAGCCUCCUUCUUUCUCCUCAGUCCUGUGGCAGCUUGGAUCAGGCCUAAAGGAUGAACAUGUCCCCCACAGUGGCCUCUCUGCUGUGGCUUGGGCUGUGUCUGGCUCAGAUCGCUGCUGCAGGGGCUCAAUCCCUCCCUUCAAUGGCCUCCUGCCCAUCUUCCAGUUCAGAACAGAAGGGCACCUCCAUGGCAGGGACCCCCAAACCCUUCAUUAGGGCUGAGCCCGGCUCUGUGGUGCCCAGGGAAGCACACGUACGUUUCUGUUGCCGGAGCACAUGGAGAAGUGGGAGUUUUCAGCUUUGGAAGGAUGGAGGAUGCUCAUUUCAGAUAAAUGCCUCCAGAGAGCAGGCUGAGGGCUGCUUUCCAAAAUCAGUAGCUGCUGCAGGGAACUACAGCUGUCGCUACUCCCGGGGACUCCACUGGUCGGAGCUCAGUGCCCCCCUGCAGCUGCUGGUGACAGGACAUUUCUCCAAACCCUCCUUACGUGGAGCACCAAGUACUGUGGUCUCUGCAGGAGACACAGUGACCCUCCUGUGCCAGGCGUCACCGACCUAUCAUAACCCCAAAAUGACCUUCUUUCUGCUGAAGGCUGGGGUGCCCCAUCCCGUACAGCGCCUGAGCCCAGAAGGGGAUGUGGCCAACUUCACUCUCCCGUCUGUGAAGGCUGAGGAUGCUGGGAGCUACAGCUGCAUUUGCUCAGUGGGAGAGAGAUCAUCAUCUCCCAGUGACGCCCUGCACUUGGAGGUGACAGGUGGAAAGGACGCACAUCCCCCCAAGCCAGGCUCCGACACCAUUGUCAUUGUUACAGCCAGCUGUGUCUCUGUCUUCCUCUUCCUCCUCCUCUUCCUGGUCUUUCUUUGCUGUCGUCACACCCAGCACUGCAGCUUACAUGGAAAAGCUCCCAGGAGGCCCUCCAGCAGCCCAGGGGACCCUGAGCCUCUCCGCCUCACCUCCCUCCCUCCACAGGAGAUCACGUAUGCAGAAGUGUCCAAGGAGCUCCAGACAGAGCCAUGGGCCUCCGAAUCUGAAGAGCCGCAGGGGGUGACGUACACUCAGCUGAGCCUCGCUGCCCUCCAGACGGGGCAGAGAGCCCCGACUGCCACAUGCCCGGAGCCCAGCGUCUAUUCCACUUUGGCAUUGCACUGACGGGGGAGCAGACCUGCCAAGAGAGGGGAGAGCAACGAGCGACGGGAAGAGGUGCAAAGCUACGGAACGGACAAUGGCUACUCUGCCCAAGGACUGCCCUCUUCCACCCCACUUACCGCAGGGGAGCCGGGGGAACACAGGCCUCACGUCAUCCGGCCUGGGCCCCUUCUAUGUCCGUCCAUAACAAAUCGGGCCAGAUUUGGCUAGAGGCCUUCUGAGCCCCCUCCUAAUUCCACGGUCCUGAGCGGAUGGGAAAACAGCCCAGGCUUGUCACCAUUCCAAUUCCUUGGAGACCGUAAAUUAAUUUAUAGUUAUUUAUUAGUACAAGUUGGAGAAAGCGAGGAAAAAAGGUUACCUGCCCCCAGCUUAACCAGACAGCCGCCGAGCUGGACCACGCUUUCUCCCUCUGCUAUUCUCCGCUGCUGGCCAAGAUCGUCCGGUCAGAGAAGUCCAGAGUCUGGCCCGUUGGCCAAUGCUCCAGAGUAGGGGGCACAGAGCCGAGUUCUGGUGCCGGCAGAAAGACCCUCGGAGCUUGUCCUGGCCGAGCCCCUCCUACUGGGACUGCCUGGUGGGACUUGCUUAACGUCGAUCCCAAGCUCCGGCCCAAGUCCUCACUCCCAGACUUUUGCCAGAACGCCACGCUGGCACCCUUGCUCGGCCGGGCAAAGGCAGGCUCGGAUCAAGAAUCGGUUUUCAAGCCGAAUAAGCAAGGACACUUUGUAUUAAGUUCACUCAAGCUUCGAGGGUACAAUGUUUCCUGUCCUCCUCUCUGUAGCUCUGAGCAUCCCUCUCCUGCCUACUGGUGGUGCUGAGCUAGGAUGGCGAGGAAGUGCCCGGGGAGAGCCGGCUCUGAUGCCCUCCAGGCUAGGAGUCUAAAGGAAAGCAAGUACCAGCCAAGGGCCACAUUCAUUCCACGGCUUCCUCUUAUGGGCCCCCCAGGGGGAGUUUAACCCCUGACUCGGCAGUCUCUCAUCACGGAUACACUCAGAUUCGCUGGGGUCCAAAGAGCUCUUCCCUGCUUGGGGUGGCCUUUCCAGCUCUUCUCGCCCCUCCCUCGACCAUGCUAAAGCAAGGAACACUGGCUUCUCAUCCCUGGUGGUCUCCGGCUGGCCAGCUCUUUUGGCCCCCCCCUUCUCUCGCCCUUUUCAUCAUUCCUUGGGUGCUGCUGCAUUUCCCUUUGCUAGCCAGAAAGAACUUCGUUUACUGACCUAACUGCUGGGUAGCCUUGUUUGGGUGAUAGAAGUUGGGGAGAAAAGGGGAGGCUGCAUAAUGUGGGAGACUCAUCAGACUCCUCCAGUGGAGACAGAAACCAGGCUGGGAGGAGUCUCAGCAAGCUGGCAGCUCUGCCUGAGAUGAUAGCAUUCCAAGGCGUCCCCAGGUGAUGGGCAGGAGAAACGGAAGCAAACAGCCGUGCAGUCUGAUGCCAUCAUCUCCUACACUUACGCCAGUUGUGCUUGCUGAGAAGAGGAGAACACCCUUUUGGCAGGUACUGGAAGGGCCCUGUAGGGCUGCCCAUUUAGCAGAGCAUCUCCCUGGAUUAUGGCUGCCAGCAGCCAGAGUGUUGUGAUGAAAGGGGAAAGGAGAAGACCUUCCUUGUGGUCUCUACAGCUUCCUCUAUUGCAAACCAGAGUGACUAUGGGAAAUCAGCUAUAUCCCAGCCUUUCCCCUCCUUCCCCACCUCUCCCCAGUUUAUCCACCCUGCAGCCUCCCAGCUUGUGCUUUGGACAUGUUGUUUGAGUGGAGUGUGGACUAGAUCACCUCUGAGGUCUCUUCUGUUGAAGCAACAAGACCCUGAUUCAACUAAUUAACUCAGUCUUGAGAAGAUCUGGAAGAGGGCCACUAGGAGAGAGGCUGAUCUAUGAAAGAAAAGGCCCAUUUCCUCUGGACAUCCUGCAGGUUUUGCCCUAUGGCAGUGAGAAAUUGAAUCUAGUGGUCUCCCAAAAUAGCAUCAGUUGAAAAAAUGGGCAAAGUAGAGCCUGGAGAAGAGAAGAGUUAGGAAGAACAGGAUGGCUUUUCCAGUAUCUGGAGGGCUGUCCUUUGGAAGAAGAAUUAUAGGACUCUUGCUCUAAGGGUCAACCUGGGAACAAUGGUUACAAGUGGUUGCCAGUUCCACAUUUGUGGGAUCUUUGAGCUGAUUGUUGCCUCAGGAGUCACCUAGUCCAAGCAAUACAAUAGAAUCCCCUUAACUAUCCCAGAAAAUAUUUGUCUAGCUUUCACAUGAAGACUUCUGGGAUGGAGACCUGGUUACCUUUAGAAGAACCAUCUACUUUUUCCAAAUAUUUGUAUUUAUUUUGUUAACUAUUUCCUAAUUACAUGGAAAAGUUCUUUUUAAACUUUCAUUAAAAUUGUUUUUAUUUCCAAAUUCCUUCCCUUGCCCCUCCUUGAGAAGGCAAGCAAGUUGAUGUUGAUUAUACAUGUGAGAUCAUGGAAAACAUAUUUCCAUAUUACACAUGUUACAAAUAUAAAAAAGGAAAAAUAAAGGAAAAAUAUGCCUUGA